ACUGAACUCUAUAUUAGAGCGCUAGCUGAAUGGAGCUAUGAGGAAUGGUUACUAAGCUUUUGCAAAGUCACUUCUUCAACAUUUGCUCGUGGAGAAACAAAUUGACAAUUUUUUUUAUCCAAAAACUGCAUUUUGAAAUUCCUGUGCUAUGUCUGGAGGCUCCUAUGAUCGUGCUAUUACUGUAUUUUCGCCAGAUGGACAUCUCUUUCAGGUGGAAUAUGCACAAGAAGCCGUAAAGAAGGGUUCCACUGCCGUUGGAGUCAGAGGCAAAGAUUUAGUUGUAUUGGCUGUUGAAAGAAAGGCUGUUCCUAAGCUUCAAGAUCCAAGGACUGUGAGAAAGAUAUGCUUGCUAGAUAACCAUGUGUGCCUCGCUUUUGCUGGGCUUACAGCAGAUGCCAGGAUCCUUAUCAACCGUGCAAGGAUUGAAUGUCAAAGUCACAAACGAACAGUUGAAGAUCCUGUUACAUUAGAAUAUAUUACAAGAUAUAUCGCAACAUUAAAACAGAAAUUUACUCAAAGUAAUGGUCGAAGACCAUUUGGUAUCUCGACACUAAUUGUGGGCUUUGAUUACGACGGUAUCCCACAUUUAUACCAGACAGACCCAUCGGGUACAUAUCACGAGUGGAAGGCAGGAGCGAUUGGACGAAGUGCGAAAACAGUUUUAGAGUUCCUGGAGAAACAUUAUACUGCAGAACUUGUUGCUUCGAAUGAAGAAACUAUUAAACUAGCUAUCAAAGCUCUGUUAGAGGUUGUCCAAUCUGGAGCAAAGAAUCUAGAACUAGCUAUCAUGAAAAGAAACGAGCCGUUACGAAUUCUUGAGCAAGAUGAAGUUGAAAAAUUUGUGGAUGAAAUUGAAAAAGAAAAAGAAGCUGAAGCAGAAAGAAAAAAGCAAAAGAAAACUGGAGGAACUCCAUCAAAAUAGAAGAUAUUUCAAUACCUUAUAAUACUUGACCACCACCUGUUGAUUGCAUUUUUUGCAACCAUUGAAUGUACUGUAAGCACUCAUACAAACCAGACAUUUCAUUUAAUAUAGUAACAGUAGAUAAAGAUUGUUGUCAGUGGUUGUACAAAGCCUUGAUUAUUCUGAGAUAAUGUGGAUUUUAGUAAUCAAUAUUGGUCAAUGAUUGGUGUGCAAUGUCUUGAAGGUGCUUUUGAAUUUUUCCACAACCCCUUUGAAGUCAGUCCUUUGCAGCC
This is a messenger RNA of Dendronephthya gigantea, 1194 nucleotides long. RefSeq names its product proteasome subunit alpha type-7-like. The record is from RefSeq and is a predicted model, not a curated record. Lineage: Eukaryota; Metazoa; Cnidaria; Anthozoa; Malacalcyonacea; Nephtheidae. Bases 149 to 922 code for a protein of 257 amino acids. The transcript has 7 exons. Gene Ontology annotation, cellular component: nucleus; proteasome core complex, alpha-subunit complex; proteasome core complex. Gene Ontology annotation, biological process: ubiquitin-dependent protein catabolic process.